Paramacrobiotus metropolitanus is the source of this 1526-nucleotide messenger RNA. RefSeq lists its product as uncharacterized. The record is from RefSeq and is a predicted model, not a curated record. NCBI's taxonomy places the organism in Eukaryota, Metazoa, Tardigrada, Eutardigrada, Parachela, Macrobiotidae.
GUUGGCAGACUCCCAGCUAGGCGGCAGUCUGGUUGAUUUGCGUUCGAAACUGCAGUGCAUUCCGAAUUCCCGAGUUCCUUGCUGUUUUAAAGUGUUUUUAGAUUUUACUUUUGUCCAUUUUUUAUUCUGCAAGAGUAAGAGAUCAUUAUCGAUUACUGUUAUAAUUCCUUUUGAGUAGCUUGUCUUUCUUUGCGCCUGGAUCGACCCUAUUCCCCCCGUCUCGGGCUCCGGUAUCGCUGCGUACUUCAGCGCUGCAUCGCCGUCGCGCUGCAGAAAAUGUCGGAAUCCGCAGCGCCCGACGACUGCGGCUGUGCGGGUCGCGAGCCGUUCGUCAGCUCUGGCGAUCUAUGGCAGCGUUGCAGCUACCAUUUCUCCGAUUGCCCGCGGCGGCCUCCCACAAACUGUUUUCGCAGACUGGCCCCCCUCGACCUUCCCCCGCUCACCACCUUCUCCCCCGGCGCCGUCCUGCCCCUGGAGCUCUGGCAGCUGAUCAUCUCCUACCUGGCCUCCAACGACGCGUACCUCUUCGCCCUCCUGGAGGCCUCCCCCGCCUUCACCCCCCUCCUGCCCCGUCGCCUGGCCGCCGCCCUGGCCGAUUACAAAUUCUACGUGACGGCGCUGGCCCGCCGCGGUCUGCUGUCGGAGCGAGUCGCGCCGCCGGGGGGAACGUGGAGGUGGCGGGCCAUCUACAAACACACGGUGGACAGUCUGGCGUGCUUCCACUGCUUCCUGCGCCUGGCCCCCUCACCCGAGUAUCCCGGCGUCCGCCCUAUGGUGCCGCAGCGGAUCAUCCGGGAGAUGGAGCGGAUCGGGCGGCCGUUGGGCCCCGCUGCGCAUCUCAUCCGACAGAGCCACUCGGCACGCGGCGCCCUCCGCCGGCCCGACAUCCUCAACAUCCAGCUGUGCAACGCCGACCCGGCCCUCCCGGCCGACCAGCAACCCAUCAGCCACGCCGUCAUCACCUUUCUCGGUCAGCACGGCACCCCCUACCUGGGCGGCCGCUUCCGACUCCUCCUGCACUUCCCCAAGACCUACCCCGUGGACGCCUACCACGCCCAGUUAUUAACCAAGAUCUACAGUCCCUUCUUCGCGCCCCACGGCGACUUCUACUUCCCCUACACGAAGCGGAAGGACAUUCAGUUGUACGACGGGAAUCAUUGGUCGUGUGUGCGCGGACCGGAGUUUGUGGUGGAAUUGGUCGGGCGGUAUUUGGCGUUGGAUGUGACGGUGCUGGAGGAGGGGCAGCUGCGCCCCGGGAGUGUCGCCUGUGGGCGGGUGGUCAAUCCGCAGGCGUGGGAGCUGUGGAAGAAGGACCGGGAGCUGUUUGACCACGUGGCGAGGCGGUUCACUCACGAAUACGCCAUUUAUCAUUAUUAACUAAAGGUCAGUACUAUAGUACUAUUUUGUGUAAUUUUUUUCCAGAAAUUUUUAUGGGUUUUUUUCUGUAAUUUUUCGCAGCUUUCUGUUUAUUUGUUAUGCCAAUUUUUCGUUUAUAUUUUGUCAUUUUUUAUUAAGUUUUAUUUCGU